AUGGAAAUCACUCCAGGCCGCAGAGCCACGGUAGACGACUCUGCAACUUCAAAAAAGGACACUCAAUUCAAUCAACUGUCGAUAGAAGAACCCGAAUCUGGGAAUUCACGCACUCAGCUUCGGACAUUUGCCAUUAUGACCGGCCUUUGUGCCACUGUCUUCCUUGCUGCCCUCAAUCAAACAAGCGUCGCCACCGCGAUUCCAACAAUAACCCGAGAAUUGAAUUCUGCAUCAGGGUAUGCCUGGAUAAGUGCAGCGUAUUUCCUUGCCAACGCCGCCGCUGCACCCAUCUGGUCAAAAUUAUCGGACAUCUGGGGACGAAAGCUCAUCCUGCUCACGGCAGUUGCGCUGUACUUUGUGUUCUCGAUCAUUUGCGCCACAGCGAUAACAAUGCAGAUGCUGAUAAUUGGUCGUGCCCUCCAAGGUGUUGCUGGUGGCGGUCUUCUGCAGAUUGUCUACGCGACGAUAUCUGAUAUAUUCAGCAUGCGGGCGCGGACGUUCUACCUAGGACUGUUGCAAUUAAUGUGGGCCACUGCAGGUGGGCUUGGUCCACUUGUUGGGGGUAUAUUCGCCCAGUAUGUGACCUGGCGAUGGAUCUUCUGGAUCAACCUUCCCAUCGCCUUUAUUGUGUUCGUCGUGCUAUGGAUUUUCUUGGACGUCCAUGAUCCUAAGACUGGCAUCAUACCUGGCCUGCAGGCUAUCGACUGGUUUGGUAUCUUCUCGCUGCUGGCGUGCAUGGUGACCUUCCUGCUGGGCUUGAACUUUGGACGGAACAAUGCAGCGUGGAGUUCACCGUUGGUCAUAUGUCUCUUGGUGACUGGUGUGGCUAUGGCAACCGUCUUUGUCUUCUUCGAGAAGAAAGCACGCUCUCCUAUUAUACCAAUGGAGCUCUUUGGGAACAUGUCAAAUGUUGGUACUAUGGUGAUUGGAUUCACACACGAUUGGGCUGUCUUCUCCAUUGAGUUCUACCUCCCACUAUUCUUCCAAGCCGUGAAGAGCGCAACACCACUCAGCUCUGGAAUCCGAAUCCUACCGAUCACCCUGACCCAGUCUCUGGUCGGUGUAGCUGCUGGCAUCAUCGUCCACAGAUCAGGCCGAUACCUCGAGCUCAUCUGGGUGGGCGUGGCUCUACUGGCCCUGGGCAACGGCCUCUACAUCAACCUGGACGUCUCGACCGCCUUAGGUCCGAUCAUAGCGUUCCAGGUUGUGGCCUCGACGGGCGCGGGUCUACUGUUCCAACCACCUCUGAUAGCUCUUCAGGCACUCGUGCCGCCGCACAAGACGGCGUCUGCCACGGCGACACUGGGCCUGGUCCGCAUUCUGUCCAUCAGUAUCGCGAUAGUGGCAGGCCACGUGAUCUUCGCGAGCGGGAUGAAUUCGCACAAUUCGGAACUGAUAGCACAGGGCUUGCCUCGAGACUUGGCGGAGAGCUUUGCGGGAGCGGCGGCAGCAGCGAACGUGGAGCUCAUCGGUGCGGUGGAGGACCUCGGUCUCCGGCAUGCUGUUCAAGAGGCGUUUGCGGAUUCUCUGAGAUACAUCUGGAUUCUGUGCACUUGCACGUCUGUCUGCGCGGUGGUUGCAAGUGCGUUUGUUUCGAGACAGGUGUUGAGUAGAGAACAUGUGGAGUACAGAACAGGCCUCAGCAAUGAAUAG
Molecule: messenger RNA, 1653 nt
Organism: Aaosphaeria arxii CBS 175.79
Lineage: Eukaryota; Fungi; Ascomycota; Dothideomycetes; Pleosporales
Product: putative MFS transporter
Exons: 3
Coding region: 1-1653 (550 amino acids)
Biological process (GO): transmembrane transport
Molecular function (GO): transmembrane transporter activity
Source: RefSeq, a predicted model, not a curated record